Rhincodon typus (whale shark) is the source of this 13135-nucleotide messenger RNA. Its product is annotated as ankyrin-2-like. NCBI's taxonomy places the organism in Eukaryota, Metazoa, Chordata, Chondrichthyes, Orectolobiformes, Rhincodontidae. Gene Ontology annotation, molecular function: protein binding. Gene Ontology annotation, biological process: signal transduction; protein localization to T-tubule; regulation of cardiac muscle contraction. The transcript has 43 exons. The record is from RefSeq and is a predicted model, not a curated record. Gene Ontology annotation, cellular component: T-tubule. Bases 175 to 11586 code for a protein of 3803 amino acids.
AAGGCAGAAAAGGAAACAACGACAAAAAAGAACAAUGCGUGCACCGGCACUGAAUGCGUGAAGCGACAAAAAAAAACACCCUGAAAGGAACCACAACGUGACAGAGCGAGUGAAAGCCGGGAAAGCGAUCCCAGCGUAUUGCGUUUCAAAACAGCAGCAGAUUGAGAGAAGAAGAUGGCUUCUCCCUCCUCCUCCACCGCCUCCUCCCCGCAUGGGGGCGGGACUUCACCAAACCCGCCAGACCGCAUUCGCCAGCAAGGUGGGAGUGAAAUCCCCCCCCCUCCCCGGGAGAGGUUGUUACGUCACAGGGUAACUUUCCAGGAUCAGAUGGUCCCAAGUCGUCAGGAGUCUGACAGCAAUGCAAGCUUCCUCCGUGCUGCCAGAGCAGGGAAUCUGGACAAAGUGCUUGAAUACCUCAAAGGAGGGAUAGAUAUCAACACAUCAAAUCAGAAUGGCCUCAAUGCAUUACAUCUGGCAGCAAAAGAAGGACAUGUGGACCUUGUGCAGGAAUUAUUGGAGAGAGGUGCAGUUGUUGAUUCAUCGACAAAGAAAGGAAACUCAGCCCUUCACAUUGCAUCUCUGGCUGGACAAACCGAGGUGGUAAGAAUUCUAGUGAAGCAGGGAGCCAAUAUCAACUCACAGUCCCAGAAUGGAUUCACUCCACUCUAUAUGGCUGCCCAGGAAAACCAUAUUGAAGUUGUGAGAUUCCUUCUGGAGGUUGGAGCUAACCAGAGCACAGCCACUGAGGAUGGGUUCACCCCGCUAGCUGUUGCACUGCAACAGGGUCACAACCAAGUCGUCGCCAUCCUACUGGAGAAUGACACCAAGGGAAAGGUGCGGCUUCCAGCCCUGCACAUUGCUGCCAGAAAAGAUGAUACCAAGUCUGCAGCAUUGUUACUACAGAACGAUCACAAUGCUGAUGUACAGUCCAAGAGUGGCUUCACUCCUCUGCAUAUUGCUGCUCACUAUGGAAAUGUAAAUGUAGCCACUUUGCUAUUAAACAGAGGAGCUGCUGUAGAUUUCACAGCCCGGAAUGGAAUCACUCCACUACAUGUUGCUUCCAAACGAGGAAAUAACAAUAUGGUGAAACUGCUUCUGGAUAGAGGAGCUCAGAUAGAUGCCAAGACAAGGGAUGGAUUAACUCCACUUCACUGUGCUGCAAGGAGUGGACAUGAUGGAGCUGUAGAGAUUCUGCUUGAAAGGGGAGCACCAAUGCUCGCCAGGACAAAGAAUGGUUUGUCCCCUCUCCAUAUGGCUGCACAGGGAGAUCAUGUGGAAUGUGUCAAGCAUUUGCUACAGCAUAAGGCACCUGUUGAUGAUGUCACUCUAGACUAUCUCACUGCUUUACACGUUGCUGCUCAUUGUGGUCACUACAGGGCCACCAAACUACUACUGGAUAAGAGAGCCAAUCCUAAUGCUCGGGCACUGAAUGGCUUUACUCCACUGCAUAUUGCAUGUAAGAAAAACCGUGUUAAAGUGAUGGAACUUCUUGUGAAAUACGGGGCCUCAAUACAAGCCAUAACAGAGUCUGGCCUUACACCAAUACAUGUGGCUGCCUUCAUGGGCCACUUGAAUAUAGUUCUCCUUUUGCUGCAGAAUGGAGCGUCUCCAGAUGUUUCUAACAUUCGUGGAGAAACUGCAUUGCACAUGGCUGCACGAGCUGGACAAGUGGAAGUCGUGCGUUGCCUACUGCGCAAUGGGGCCCUCGUGGAUGCCAAAGCCAGAGAGGAUCAGACGCCUUUACACAUUGCCUCAAGGUUGGGUAAAACUGAGAUUGUGCAACUGCUGCUGCAACAUAUGGCUUUUCCAGAUGCCUGCACCACAAAUGGUUACACUCCACUACAUAUUUCUGCCAGGGAGGGGCAGGAAGAUGUGGCUUCCAUUUUGCUUGAGGCAGGUGCUACACACUCAUUAGCUACAAAGAAGGGAUUUACCCCACUACAUGUCGCAGCUAAGUAUGGGAGCCUAGAUGUGGCAAAGCUCCUUCUGCAACGCUCUGCUUCUCCAGACUCUGCUGGCAAGAAUGGCCUAACCCCACUCCAUGUUGCUGCUCACUAUGACAACCAGAAGGUGGCGUUGCUGUUGCUGGAGAAAGGUGCCUCUCCCCAUGCCACUGCCAAGAAUGGCUAUACGCCUCUGCACAUUGCUGCCAAGAAGAACCAAAUGGAAAUUGCCACCACCUUAUUGGAAUAUGGAGCUCAGACUAAUGCAGUAACAAAGCAGGGGGUGACACCCCUCCACCUGGCUUCACAAGAAGGACAUGUGGAAAUGGUUUCACGCUUGAUGGAUAAAAAUGCCAAUGUUAGUGCAGCCACAAAGAGUGGAUUGUCAGCACUGCAUUUGGCAGCUCAGGAGGACAAGGUCAAUGUUGCAGAAAUACUGGUAAAACGAGGUGCAAAUCUUGAUGCACAGACUAAGGUUGGCUAUACUCCACUGAUUGUGGCUUGUCACUAUGGAAAUGUUAAGAUGGUCAAUUUCCUCCUGCAGCACGGUUCCAAUGUUAAUGCCAAAACUAAGAAUGGAUACACACCUUUGCAUCAGGCAGCACAACAGGGUCACACCCACAUCAUCAAUGUCCUCCUUCAGCAUGGAGCCAGAGCCAAUGCCACCACUGCAAAUGGUAACACUGCCUUAGCAAUUGCCAAACGCCUUGGAUAUAUCUCUGUGGUUGACACCUUGAAAGUUGUCACAGAAGAAGUCACCACCACUACAACAACAGUGACUGAAAAACACAAGCUGAAUGUACCUGAGACAAUGACUGAGAUUCUGGAUGUUUCAGAUGAGGAAGGAGAUGAUACAAUGACCGGUGAUGGAGGAGAGUACCUUAGACCAGAGGAUUUGAAAGAACUCGGUGAUGACUCUCUACCGAGCAGUCGAUACCUGGACAAUAUGAUGUAUAGAGGAAUAGGACGCCUUGGAGAACGCUCAGACAGUGGUGUAAACAGCCUACGAUCCUUCAGUUCAGACAGGUCCAACACACCAAGCCAUGGCCCAUACCAGAGGGACAGUGCCAUGAUUGAAGAAUUAAUCACAGCUACAAGUAGCCAGGUAGCUCUGGUCAAGGGCCCUGACAAGGACUCCUCAUAUCGCUUAAGUUGGGAAGGAGACAACUUGGACAAUGUGGCUCUUUCGUCGAGUCCAAUCCAUUCAGGUUUCCUGGUUAGUUUCAUGGUGGAUGCACGUGGUGGAUCCAUGCGGGGCUGCCGCCAUAAUGGGCUGCGAAUUAUUAUUCCCCCUCGGAAGUGUACAGCCCCAACACGUGUGACGUGCCGCCUGGUCAAACGUCACCGACUGGCCACAAUGCCUCCUAUGGUGGAAGGAGAGGGCCAUGCCAGUCGGCUAAUUGAAGUUGGACCAUCAGGUGCCCAGUUCCUUGGGCCUGUGAUUGUAGAGAUUCCACACUUUGCGGCAGUGCGUGGGAAGGAACGGGAACUGGUCGUGCUGCGCAGUGAAACAGGGGAGACCUGGAAGGAACAUCAGUGUGAAUAUACUGAAGAAGAGUUGAAUGAAAUAUUGAAUGGGAUGGAUGAAGUGCUUGACAGCCCAGAGGAACUUGACAAAAAACGUAUUUGCCGUAUCAUCACCAGGGAUUUCCCACAGUACUUUGCAGUUGUGUCCAGGGUCAGGCAGGACAGUAACUUGAUUGGGCCAGAAGGAGGUGUGUUGAGCAGUACUGUUGUACCACAGGUUCAAGCUGUCUUCCCUGAGGGAGCAUUAACUAAAAGGAUUAGAGUUGGCCUCCAGGCCCAGCCCAUGCAUGUUGAGCUAGUCAAGAAAAUUCUUGGUAACAAGGCAACCUUCAGUCCAAUAGUCACCCUGGAGCCUCGAAGAAGGAAAUUCCAUAAACCUAUAACGAUGACAAUUCCUAUUCCAAAAUACUCUACUGAAGGGCUAAUGAACGGCUACGGUGGAGACACUCCAACUCUCAGGUUACUUUGCAGUAUUACAGUCCCAUUUUUUAAAAAAAACGGAAUCAUUUCUGUCCAAAACGAAGAUGGAGAAGCGGAGACCGAAUCUGCUGAGAUUUCUUCCAUCAUAAAAUCGCAUCUUAUCCAUGAUGCCCCUGUACUAGCAAGCCCUGACUUGCUUUCAGAUGUGUCUGACAUGAAACAAGAUUUAAUCAAAGUGACUAAAAUUUUAAAGACCGACUCAAUGGCAGGAAGUAAAGAAAGCCCCAUUGAGGUGAAAGAGUUUGCAAAAGCAGCCGAAGAAGAAUCAGGUGAGCCAUUUGAAAUUGUAGAGAAAGUAAAGGAAGACUUGGAAAAAGUGAGCAAGAUUUUAAGAAGUGGAACAUACACAGGUGAAGAAGCUAUUCAAGAUGUCAUCGGUGCUGAAAGAGAUGAAGAUUUAUCAGAGGAAGACUGGAUUAUUAUUAGUGAUGAAGAAAUUGAAGAGGUGAAACGAGAGAUACCAGCAGAGGUCUGUGAACCUAUAUUUGUAGAACACAGGAUUGAUAGAGGAACCAUAGAGACAAUUGAGAAAGACAUGAGUGGCAUGCUGAAUUAUUUGGACAAUGACUUAGAUACAUUCUUGACACAUGAAGUAGUGAUACCUUCAGCAAUCUGCCAAAUAGAUACAGUUCAAGAAAGAAUUGAUGCAACGAUUGUUACCAAAGAAAGUAAAAAGGGAACAUAUCACAUGAUUUCAGAAUCAGUAGACUCCGAGGAGGGGAAAGAGCAUGAAUUAUCUCUCAAAAUCAAAGACGAAACUAAAUUAGUUCCUGGAAAAACAAAACCUGUGUUUCAAAGAUUUAAGGAAGAAAACACAACAAUAUAUUUUAAGGAUCCUGCAUUUCAAGGCUUAGCUACAGAUGAUAGGACAGACCUUAGAAAAAUGCAAGGGAAUAUUAGCACUGAAUCUGACUUCACAAAGGUAGAGAAGGAAGAAUCAACAUUAGUGCCUCCAACAGUUGCAGAUGAUAAUUCACCCCUAGUGGAAGAAACUCCAAUUGGUUCAAUAAAGGAGAAGGUAAAAGCUCUCCAGAAGCGUGUGGAAGCAGAGGAAGGACAACGUAGACAACCUAAAGCUCCAGUAAAGGAUGAGAUUCCCACAGCAUCAACAAAACAAGUAAUAAACAAAGAGACUCCAGUUCCUUCCACUGUUACAGAACGACUUGAAGAAACAAUGUCAGUGCGUGAACUGAUGAAAGCAUUCCAGUCAGGACAAGAUCCAUCCAAGAAAAUGUCUCGGCUGUUCCAACACACGUCUGAAACUUCGCACAUUUUGAAAGAAGUAAAGAAACCUGAACAAUCUCAUCCUGUAUGUGAAGGUCAACAAAGUCAACCUGAUUUACUCUCCCAUACAGUUGGUAAGAAAGCUAAGGCAGAUGAGUUAGAAUCUCCAUCAAAAGAAUCUCAGUCACAAAUGUUCAAACAAGAUAUCCCACACAGCGAGUACAAUGGCACAGUUCCAAUUGGUCCAAUUUCAUAUGACAGUGAGGAAGUAAGAAAAGAAGUUCCAGCAAAGAAAAGGACACCAGCAAGCAAAGAUAAACAGCCAAUAACAAUAUCGAUUGAAAAAAAUGAUCUGAGUUUUGCAACCUCCGAGAAAUAUGAAUCUGUUUUUCCUGAGGAUAUUGAAAAGCAAGCUGAAAUUCACAGUAGCAGAAUAGCUGUAAAUGCGGAUUUACAGAUCAGUCCAGACAGAAAAACAUCCACUGAUUUCACGGAUGUCAUCAAAGAAGAGUUAGAAGAUAAUGACAAAUAUCAGCAAUUUAGGAAAAUUUCAGACACUCCAGAAGCAGAACUCUAUCUUGAACAAGUAGUGACUAGUCCACUUCACCAUGAUCUGAAUAUUAGUUUCCCACAAGAAUAUGUGAAGGAUGGUUUUACACCAGAUGUAUCAUUGCAAAAUGGUGCCCUUGAUGACAGCUCAGAAAGCCUAAAACAUGAAGGCAUUGCUGACUCUCCCAGCUUUAGCUUAGGUGAUGGCACACCUCAGAUUAGCUCCGAAGAGAGUUACAAACAUGAAGGUCUUGCAGAGACUCCUGAAACAAGCCCUGAAAGUCUGUCCCUUUCACCAAAGAAAACGGAAGAUGAAACACAAGAAAAACAUGAUGCUGGAGAUUUUGUCAAAACAGAGAGUAAGGACCAAAAUGUUCAGAAAGACGCGCCUUCGAGACAGACCACUGAUAUUAUUGUUGCCCCAGAAAAGGAAGGUGAUCUUGUUACAAAAUCUUCUGCCAUGAUUGGGGAGCUUGUCGAUAACACUUCUUUGCAAAAGAAAAUGCAAACAUCUGAAAAUAUUGUCUCAACUGAAGUAGUUUCUGACAUAAAAGACACAAAAGAUUUUAUUGAUGGAACUGAUGCUGAACUGACGACAGACUCUGGCUGCAUAGAAUAUGAUGAGUUUCAAUCAACAGAGGUGACCCAAGCCACAUCCCUUUUAGAUGAAGUGGAUGAGCAGACCACUAGUGAAUCAGUCUCUGCUCUUAAAGCUGCAGAUGAUACUAGUGAAAAAGAUGGUUUUCUACAGGAAGAAAUAGCAUCUUUCCCCAUUCUGGAUAUACAUGGUGUUUCAUUGGGAAGUCAAUUUGAAGACAAAGAUGCAAACCUUUCUGUUUCCACAUCAGAAGGGAAAACAGAUAUCGCUUUGAGAGAAAAGGACCAAAAAGUAGAUUCACCUGUUAGCCCCUCAAUUUCACCAGGGUACAUGGCGAGAAGUCAAGGAUUAGAAUUAUGCCUUACUGGAAUAUCAUUAGAUAGUCUUAGUCCAAUGACAGAUGAACCCAUUGUCAGUCACAAAGAUUCUCUAGAAGCAAGUCCCACACAGGAUGAUAUUGACACAACUUCUCACAAAUCUCCAGAUUCACUUGAACCAAGCCCGAUAAAAGAAUCACCAUGCCCAGAUUCGCUUGAAAGUAGCCCUGUGGAACAGAAGUUAAGUGCAGCCCUUUCUAGUGCACAGCAAAAUGAGAAGACAGCUUCCACCAUAGUGACUGAGAAAAAAACAGAGAGAGUAGAUAUUUCUUUGGAUACUACAUCUGUAAGGAGUAGACUUUUCAGAGAUAUGCGGGGAGAAGGCCCUAUUAACAGAGAGACAAGGAAACUUUUGUCACCUGAAGGAAGUGCAGAGGAAGAUAGUUUGGAUCAAGUAUCACAAAUGGAAAGUUCAGGAAAGAGCCCUCUUUCACCAGAAACUCCAAGCUCUGAGGAGAUCAGCUACGAAAUCACACCCAAAACACCUGAUACACAUAUUCUGUCAGUGGCUGAGAAGCCCAUUGCAAUCCCUGAAAUCCAAGAGGAAAUUGAUGAUGAUUCACCAGAGAGUGAAUCAAAGAAAAGCUUUACACCCGAAGAAGAAAUGUUUAAAAUGGCAGCCAAAAUUAAAACAUUUGAUGAACUAGAAGAAGAUGCUAGGCUAAAGCGUGAAGGUAAAAAGGAACAAAAAGAAUCUGAAAUAUCUCUAACUCCUCCUAUAACUAAUGUAGAUGAAGCAGAGGUAAUAUUUGUAUCUCAUGCUGAACGUAGAAAGAGCUCCUCAUCUUCAGAAAGUGAGCCAGAACUAACUCAGCUAAGCAAAGAGGCUGAUUGUGGACUAAGUUUGGAACCAGUUAUUCGAGUUGAACCUCCAUCUCCACUUCCCCAAGGAGUUGAUGGUUCUAGCCCUGAAGAUGCAGAGUUUCGCCCCAUUGUAGGCAAAAAAUAUACUUUUAAGAUAAUUAAUGAUGAAAAGGAAACAAGUGCCCAAGUAGCAGAAGAUGAUAAUGACGUAGACAUAAAAAUAGAAAACAGAAGUUUGGACACAGAUUUCAAUGUUCUAGUUGAUUCACGAUCUUGUGAAGCAGUUCCGAAAGUUAUCGUAACUGGUGGAGGUAAUGAAAUUGAUCAUUUUUCUGAAGUCUGUUCUUUUACAGCUACUGAUGAGUCUAUUGAAGAAAUUAGUUCUUCAGAAGCAUCACGUUUCAUACCUGAAAUGCAAGAGGAUGAUUUCUUAACUGAGGAAGAUGUCCAACGUCUUGAGCGAGCUGCAGAAAAGAGAGAUGAGCUAUGGGUGGACGGUGUACCUGAAGAUUCUCAAGUAAAAACAACUGGCACAAAGCAACUAGGCCAAGAGGCAGCUGUGGAAGCCACCACAUCAAUUGACUGUGCAGAAUAUAAAGGAAUCUUUUCAGAUGAAACCACGUUCCAGGACAUAAUCUCGAGGCAAGAAGCUGAAGAACAGCUAAGCAAAAUAAUAAUAACAAAAACAGAUGUUGAUCUUGAUGAAUGGAACACUAUUAGAGAAGAUGAUGAAGCAUUUGCUGCCCGUCUUAAAGAGGAAGAACAGAAAAUAUUUGGCCUAAUGGUUGACAAACAGUCUCGGGGUGCUACUCCAGAUACAACACCGGUAAGAACGCCCACUGAGGAUGGUACGCCAAUCAAUGAAAAAAAUCCGUUCUUGUUUCAAGAAGGAAAACUGUUUGAGAUGACCAGAAGUGGAGCUAUUGAUAUGAGCAAAAGGACUUAUGGAGAUGAAAGUUUCCAUUUUUUCCAAAUUGGAGAAAGUCAAGCUGAUGAAGCUUUAAAAGAAGAAUCAAAAGUGGAGAAAAUUGAAGAGGAGAUGAAAUCUCCUGAAAUUGAAUGUAUGCCUGAAAGAUUUGCUCAUAUUGAGUCUCAUACUGAGUCUCAAUACAGUUUGUUACCAGAUUCCGUGUCCAAUAUCGAAUCUGACAUUCAAUCCCCUACUGAGUCCCAUUGCACAGAUGAACAAAUAGCUGCAAAAAAUGAGCAAAAAUCACGAAUUCCAAUCAAAAUGGGCAUUUCUGCAGCAACCAAGCCUUCAAAAAGGGACUCUUCAAUUCCUGAAGUGGCUGAAGUAAAACCUUUCAACUUUGAUCAUGAAGUGGAUGCUGUUACCUCUCCUGAGUCAGCAAUGACUCAUGUCCAGUUAGAUUUUUCCACAGUGACUCGAGCAGUUUGUUCACAGCACGCUGGAAAGAGUGAUGAUGAUUCAUCAGACUCAUCACCUGAAGAGCAACGUUCAGUUAUUGAGAUUCCUACUGCAAUCGUUCAACAAACUUCUCAGACAGAGGCAAAAUCAAAGCUUCCUGUCAGGCAUACUGCCGUUGUAACUGCAGUACCUCGAGCACCAACUACGCCUGAGGACAAGGCCCCUUCACCAGCUCGUUCAACUCCAUCAAGUGUUCAAGAAGGAUCUGCAGAUGAUACAGUAAGGUCAAAAUCUAGAAUUCCUGUUAAGGCUGUUGCGCACAGAUUAGACCACAGCUCUUCACCCACGAUGCCAGAAGCAAAAAAGAUUUCAGAGUCCGUCAAAAUCCAUGAUGUGAAAUCUAGAUUGCCAGUAAGACAGGAACCACGAAGCAAGUCAGAGUCUGAUGCUAUCAAUUCAGCAGAGAAGAAAUUUAAACUCUUCAAUAAGGGAAAGAGUUGUGAUGCUGAACCUGAUGCGAAAGAGCUAAUUGACCAGUCUAGUGCUGGAUCAGAAACAGCUGAAAGUACUAAACCAAAAGUAUUCCAAUCAAGACUUCCAGUAAAAACCAAAGCUAGCCACGGUCCACAACUUGCAACUAGUUCUUCUAAAGGCAACAAGGAUAAGUUCUUUGAACUGUAUAAACAUUCCAUUGAAUUUUUUGAAGAGAUAAGUGAUGAGGCUUCAAAGUUGGUAGAUCGUUUGACAGAGGAAGAACGAGAUCAUGAGGCGUUAUCAGAUGAUGAUAGCAGUGCUGUAGAUAGUUCUAUUGUUGAAACUGAGCAGCCCAGUGAAAUACAACAGCCCCUUCCUGAAGACCUGUUUGAUGUGAGACCUAUCUGGGAUGAAUCUGUUGAAACCCAGAUUGAAAGAAUUCCUGAAGAAAAUGGCCACGAUCACUUUGAAGCUGUAGAUGCUCAGGAGGACUCUGAAAGAGCUGAGCAAAGGCUGUACCUUAUUGCUGACCAUCUUGGAUUCAGCUGGACAGAGCUGGCCAGGGAUCUGGAUUUCAGUGAGGAACAGAUCCACCAAAUCAGAAUUGAAAACCCAAAUUCAUUGGUAGACCAGAGCCACGCACUGUUGAAGUAUUGGAUAGAAAGAGAUGGCAAGAAUGCUUCAGAUGAAAAGCUAAUGGAGACAUUGACCAAAAUUAAUCGAAUGGAUAUUAUCAGUUUAUUGGAAACUACACAGAUAUCACCCAGUAGAGAGCAUGCUUCCCGGACUUAUGCAGAGAUUGAACAAACAAUAGCACUGGAUCACAGUGAAGGUUUCUCUGCACUUUCAGAUGACCUGUACAGCCCAAAGACCAUGCGAUUUGGACAGCCAGCUUCUAGAGAGCUAUAUAGUGAUCUAGCUCAAGCAGUUCAUGAACGCCAUGGUGAAUGCUUUCAAACACAACCACCUCUUGUCUCAGAGGAAGAUAGUUCCAUCAGUUGCUGUAAACCUCAGGAAGAAAGCCCCCAGGCCACAGCAAAGCCACAAGAUCAGUCAAAGGAGUCAGCGGAUGAACAGGUCAUGCCCAAGGACUUGAUACAAGCUCAAAAGGGAAAAGAAGCUGAAGCAAAGGAGAAAUUACUUUCUGACACUCCAAGGGAAGGAUCCAUACCAGGGAAACAAGAUUCUGCAGAAUCUGAUGGGGAACUCGCUGAUUUGCAAAGAGGAAGAGAUGAGGAACUGGCAGAGCACGAGGCAAUUGAACAGCCCGCAGAGAUGAUAACGCUGAGGAUAGAGGAAGAAAGUCCCAUUGUUCAGGAACCUGAUGAAGUUCAAGUUUGUGAGGGGUUGCAAGCUUCCCAAGCAACUGGCCCCACUAUUGUGGAAACAACAGAGGAGCUGCCAGAAAACACUAAAAAGGCCUUUGAGGAGAAAACACUUGAAAAGGAAAUAGCAGAAGAAUUGGGGGCUCUGGAAAGCAGUUCUGAUGAGGAGACAGUAACCACCAGGGUGAUCCGCCGGCGGGUGAUCAUUCAGGCUGAUGACAUGCUUGAUGUUCUGCCAGAGUCCGUUACAGAAGAGCAAUACACAGAUGAACAUGGAAAUACCAUUGUGAAAAAGGUUACCAGAAAGAUUAUCAGGCGCUUAGUUUCACCCGAUGGGACUGAAAAGGAGGAAGUCAUCAUGCAAGGCGCAGAGCAAGAACCAGUUACAGUUGAAGACGGAGACGGAUAUUCAAAAGUUUUAAAGCGGACUGUACUGAAAACUGAUAGUGAACAGUCAGAGCUCACAUUUUCUGAACCACAAGUGACUUCAGGCUCUGAAUUCCAGUCUGAGCAGGUUGAGGGUCGCAAAGUCAGUAAGGUCAUCAAGAAAACGGUGGUCCUUGGAGACAGGAUGGAGAAACACCUUGGAGACCCCAAGUUGGCAUCUGACCUUCCAACAGCCAAAGAUGAUUUUAAUAUGGCUCUAAGUUUUGCAGGGAACCAUGGAAAGGUUCAUAUACCAAAUGUAGCUCAAAGACAGAUUGUAAAAGAGGAUGGAUCAGUUAUUAAAAGGGCGACCAUGAGUAAAGCUAGCACACAGAAGAGGACUGUGGUGAAGGAUCAGGAGGGGAAGCAUGUACACGAGGAAAGGCUGGAGGAUGUGCCUGAAGCGCUACAAAAAGAUGACCUGAAACUCGACCUGCAACAACUUCUUGGUCGCUUUUGCAAUGAGGACUGGAAACAGGAUGAAAAAUAAACAGCUCAAAUCUCUCAUAUCUAUUCUGUCACUACUGCACGGCUUGCUCACUUGGAGAAAUUCUAUAUUAUAUUCCCAUCUGAAGAUGCUGGAGUUCCUGUGCAGAAAGGUAGAUUUGAAUUAGACUUUUCUCUUUACCAUAAGUAAAUUUGUGACCAAAGAUGGCAUCCGUAUCUUGGGUGACUUAUACUGUUUGAACCUUAGAGCUUCCUCAUGUGGCUGUGUUAGGAACAUGCAAACAUUGCUGCCUCCAAACUGCAACAACUGUUCUGAAAUUCAGAAAAUACUUCAUCCACAGGCCUCUUCUCAUUUUCUGUCGCCGAAGGACUUUACAACACAAAUGUGUAAAUAGCAAAAGUGUUUUGGCUUGUGAAACUAAGGUACGGCCUACCUUGACUACUCCAAUCACCACCAAACACAAGAUCCUUUCUUCUUUGCCGAAUUGAGUCUGACUAAAUGUCGCCAUAGUGACAGAUUGUGAGUGUGCAGGCCUAGUAGGGAGCACUUAAGAAUCUUGCAGUCCCUCAGACUUUCUCAAAGCUUAAUUAAAAUGCUAGCACCUGUACUUAAUGUAUCAGACAUAUCUCCAUUAAUUGCAUUAGUAUGAAUUUAAACGGUGGAUGUGUGGCAGGCUACAUUUGGUCGUGUAUUUCAUGCUGCCAUACUUGUUUCCAGAAAUUUGCAACUUUCUUCACUGCUUCCACCAAACACGUAGUCUUGUAUCUGUGAUCUGGUACUUUCUACUGGCACCUGCACUGUAGAUAACUGGAAUUGGGUUGAACUUUACAACAGAAAAAAAAGACAGAAUCUUUUGGUUAUUUCAGCAUUAUGUAACAAGACUGGCUUCUUUUUGUAAAUGCAUGUAGUAUUUAUAGCUGUUGUAAUCAUCUAUACAGUUGUUUAACCAUCUUUGCACUGGGAAAAUGUUUUUGCUCGCUGCCUCAACAGCAACAAAAAAUAGAAACAAUAAAAAGAAUCAAUUAUGGUAAAUAUAUAGUAUUUUUACUUGUUCAGUUCUGCCCUUCAGUGUGUUCAUAAGAUUUUAUUGUAGAUUUUUUUUUAAGUUAUUAUGGUACAGAAAAUUUGUUAAUAUGAGGAUAAUAUUUGCUCAGUGCUCAGAAAGUUAAAUAAAGGAAAUUUAAUUGACUCACUCAAUCAGUGCAGGCAAAAUGUCAAUUUUGUUUUGUCAGUGUCAAGGCCUGCACAGACUGAAUACAAGAACCAUCAGAGAGAGUGUAUAACUGUUUUAGCCAUGCCAUGUGGUGUUACAUGCAGCACAGAUGAUGUCUCUGUAAUUACGUUUUGAUUUAUACUUUUUUUUUGCUGUGUAAUCAAAGAACUUCAGAACUGUGAGAAGGAGUGAAUUUUAAUUUGACGAAUCAGCAUCUUGUUCCCAUGGUGAUAAAAAUAUUGUAUAUGAUAUCUAUGAGGGCAUGUAUUAGAAUAAAAAUAAAUGGAAGCAAACUUAAAACACUAACCAAUACAUAGCAACUGCAAUGUGUAAAAUGGCUGAUUUAAUUAAAAUAAAAUGUACAAGUGUUACAUGUAA